Messenger RNA from Stylophora pistillata, 3350 nucleotides. Its product is annotated as syntaxin-binding protein 1. Gene Ontology annotation, biological process: vesicle-mediated transport. The record is from RefSeq and is a predicted model, not a curated record. NCBI's taxonomy places the organism in Eukaryota, Metazoa, Cnidaria, Anthozoa, Scleractinia, Pocilloporidae.
GGCCAGGUCGCUAAGGAAGUCGCCAUCUUUUUUUGUGGAUAGAAAGUGAUCGAAGCUAUCAUGUCUUUAAAGGCUGUUGUUGGACAGCGUCUCAUGCAAGAUGUGAUUCGCGAAGUCAAAACGGACAACGAAUGGAAGGUUCUUGUGGUGGAUCGUCUAAGUUCCAGGAUAAUUUCAUCAUGCUGCAAAAUGCACGACAUCGUUGAGGAAGGCAUAACAAUUGUUGAAGAUAUUUCCAAAGUCCGCCAACCACUACCAACCUUUGAGGCUAUAUACAUUUUGACACCUGAGGAAGCGUCAGUUAAAGCUUUGGUUGAAGACUUCACCGAAGGAAAUCACAGAUAUAAGGGUGCUCAUGUCUUCUUUACAGAAGUUUGUCCAGACUCCUUAAUCAGUGAAAUUACAAAGAUAUCUAAAUAUGUAAAGACCCUGAAAGAAAUAAACAUUGCAUUUCUACCAUUUGAGUCUCAGGUUUACUCUCUGGACACUCCAAAAGCAUUUCACAGUUUUUAUGGGCCUGAACCAUCAGACCAGUCCCAGCGAUUCCAAUAUUCUGAGAAAAUAGCAGAACAGAUUGCAACUCUUUGUGCUACACUGGGUGAAUAUCCAUCUGUAAGAUACAGAAAGGAUGGUCUCCAUCUUGCUGAGCUGGCCAACGCUGUACAGACUAAACUACAUGCCUACAAAGCUGAUGAUCCAGCUGGUAUGGGAGAGGGUCCACAUAAGCAUCGAUCUCAACUGAUAUUGCUAGACAGAGGAUUUGACCCUGUCUCGCCCCUCUUGCAUGAACUCACAUUUCAGGCGAUGACUUAUGAUCUUCUUCCCAUUGUCAAUGAUGUUUACAAAUAUAUUUCAUCAACUGGUAAUGAAGAAAAGGAGACUGUUCUUGAUGAAAAUGAUGAAAUGUGGGCAAAGCAUCGUCAUGAACACAUUGCUGAUGUUUUGAGGAAGGUCAAUACGCAAAUUAAAGAUUUUGCGACAGACAAGAAAAUUUCCACUUCUAAUAAGACAACAAUGAAAGAUCUGCAAGUAAUUCUGAAGAAAAUGCCGCAGUAUCAAAAAGAAGUCAGCAAGUUCAUUGUUCAUCUACACCUGGCUGAAGACUGCAUGAAACAGUAUAACCAGACAGCCCUUAAGGAAAUUUGUGCCGUAGAGCAGGAUCUUGCGACAGGAGUGGACAAAGAUGGCGAAGGAAUCAAAGAUCCAAUGAAAAGCAUUGUGCCACUGCUGUUAGAUGGGAAUGUCCACAUAUCUGACAAAAUUCGGAUCAUACUUUUGUAUGUUAUUUUCAAAAAUGGAAUUAGCGAAGAAAACUUGGCAAAACUCUGUGAGCAUGCGCAGAUUCCGCCCGAUUACCGUGCCUUAAUAAAGAAUAUGGCGUAUCUUGGGGUUCCCAUCGUACAGGAUUCUGGGGCAAGGAAAGGAGCAAAGCCGGCAAGAAAGGAACGGCAGUCUUUGUACGAGUUGUCACGUUGGGUUCCUGCCGUCAAAGAUAUCAUGGAGGAAGCUGUCGAGGAUAAGCUCAGCAGCACUUCGUACCCGUUCGUCUCACAACGUACAGCAUCAGGGGCAAUGAGCAGUAACUUAGGUAAAGCUGUGAGCGCCCGUCUUUAUGGUCACUGGCAUAAAGAGAAGGGCUCCACCGAAGCUCGGGCAGGCCCACGCCUCAUCAUCUUUAUUGUUGGUGGUGUUUGUUUCUCAGAAACAAGAACGGCGUACGAGGUAACUGCUGCGAAAAAGGAUUGGGAAGUGUUAAUUGGCUCUACCCACAUCACAAAUCCAAACAGUUUUCUGGCCUCAUUAAGAGAGUUGGCGGGCUGAACAUAAAACAUGGGUAAUUAAAGAUGAAAGAAUAUAAUAUUUGUCUGUAAUUAAUAAUGUUAUCAGUAAGAUGACGAUAAGGCGUGGUCACCUUUUGUCUUUGUGUAGCUGGCAGUCUUUUUUUCUUAUUGGCAAUGGUAGUCUCCUCGCUUUUUGCACAAUUACUUGUUUUCUUUUGGUGACCAUUCGCCUUUUGUGCCAUUGUGAAAGACUGCCGUGGCACAAGCUAUCGACUACUGCAUAAGCAGUAACGAAAGAACUGUAGUAGCUCUAAUGAAAAUUGUACAAUUAACUGAACAUUUUGAGGUCGGGGAUUGGUCAUUGAUGGAGAUUUUGUGUUCUUGGUUUUGUUAAACAAGGUGUGCAGUUUUAAAAGUCUUUGGGAGAUUUUUUCGGAUUAAGACAGUGAAGGCUUCAAAUAAGAUUUAAAAGGAUCUGUUUAUUAACCUUAAAAUAAGAAAAUCUAGUUUUCCUCAUUUAAGUUUUCUGUUCAUUGUACAAGACAGAUGAAUUCAUUUUUUGAUUUGUCUGUUCUGUUAUAGAUCACAGACGACAUCUAAAUUUGUUAAGAACAACGGUAAUGCACCCGCUUGCGUGGUUUUUUUAUUUUUUUGUUCUACCGAAUUUAUCGUGAUUGCCACUACUGACCAGAAACGGCAAAUUUGAAUCUGCUUGUUCUCUAGUUUGUUUAGCGACUUUCUACUCUGCUCCUUGAUUAUUUGAAAGUACAUCCCAGCCAUUUUAAAAGUUUUUCCGCCUUUCGCGCAGUUUUCUUUUUCGAAUUUCCCCUUUGUCAGCCAAUUUUUUUAAGGUCAGUGAUACUAUUACUUUCUGCCUUCAAGGUCAAGGUAAUACAUAUCAUAUAAUAACUGGUUGCCAAUAUUCCGCUGGAAAAUCAAAUAAGUAGCCUCUCGUGAACAAAGAUUUUGGUGUCAAAUUACCAGAGGGCUUCUCGGGAGCAUGUUUGAAAGAUUUUGUGUUAACUUGUGAGUUUCUCAGAACCUUUUCGAAUUGUGUUUUUCAUCAGCUUAGUACAAUAUUAUUUUGUGACAGAGAAGCUACCUAACCACAGGUCGAGUCAUUUUUUGGGUCUUGCAAAACUAACCUAGACUUAAGAGGAGACUGGAAAUAUGAGUCCCGUAAGGGAGAGACAGACUGGAGUUAUGAGUCCCGUUAGGGAUAGAGAGGCACGGCAGGGUCAUGAUAAAGCAGCAGAGAAUUAGGACUCUAACAAUGGACAAGAUUUUUUAAUAAAACGGUUGUUUGAUGACGACUUUGAACACUUAAGAUUGUAAUUUUCUAAGGUGUUAAAAAAGCAGCGACAAAAACAAUUAAAAACCACGUCGUAGCCCUUGAAGCAAGCGAGUAGAUCAGUGUGGCAUCAAGGUAGUUGUAAACAGAUAGGGGUUCAGUUGUUUCUCUUCAAUAUCUUUACAACUGAUAUAAGCGCUUAUUAACUUUAACUAAACCAGUGGUUUGGUAUUUUUCUUAGGAAAAGCAAAUUUUGGAAAUAAAAUGUAAUUCGCUCA